AUGCUCGAUGAUCUGGAAGACGAGGUCCAAGGCGACGGAUGGGAGUACGAGGGAGGCUUGGCUUGCCCUCCUUGGGACCCGGAAGCUCUCAAAAGCUUCUGCGCCAUGGACGACUGGUGUGGAGAGCCGGUGAUGGCGAGAGUCAAGCCCAAAGAGCCCGCGAACAAGCCCAAGAUUUCGAGCGAGCCCGAGAGGCCAGCGACUCCGAACAAGCCCAAGAGAAAGAGUUCGAGCGAGCCCAAGAGGCCCAAGACUUCGAGCGAGCCCAAGAGGCCCAAGACUCCGAGCGAGCCCAAGCGGCCAAAUAUUUCGAGCGAGCCCAAGAGGCCCAAGACUCCGAGUGAGCCCAAGCGGCCAAAGGCUUUGAAAAGCUGUGGUGGUGAGGCCAAGACGAGGAAGAACGCGUCCGCAAAGGUGACGCCCGAGCUGCGAGCUCUGCUAGCGAAGGUGAGGGCUACGCUGCCCGAGCAAAUCGACUGCCCGUGGUGUGGGCGCAUGUGGUGCACGAGGUUCUACGAUUUCAACAAUUACAAGCCUGGGCAGCCGAGGUACCACUGUAAGCCAUGCAAGCUUACCUGGACCAAAGACAAGGUGCCAAGGCCAAGGAGCAAAAGGCCAGCAUUCUAG
Selaginella moellendorffii is the source of this 627-nucleotide messenger RNA. Its product is annotated as neurofilament medium polypeptide. Bases 1 to 627 code for a protein of 208 amino acids. The record is from RefSeq and is a predicted model, not a curated record. The transcript has a single exon. NCBI's taxonomy places the organism in Eukaryota, Viridiplantae, Streptophyta, Lycopodiopsida, Selaginellales, Selaginellaceae. Gene Ontology annotation, molecular function: DNA binding. Gene Ontology annotation, biological process: regulation of DNA-templated transcription.